AUGGCUACUCCAAGCAAGAAGAAAAUAUCUGUAGAACAACUAAAUUAUAUGGUGGAUUUUAUUACAAAAAAUAAAAUUUUGCUUCACAGAAAAACCAAGCCUUCAGAAGCUAACAACAAGCUUGUUGAAAAAUUAUGGAAUGAGCUUACUUUAGCUUUAAAUGCUAUAGGUUGUGGUCCCAGCAAAUUAAAAUUACAAUGGAAAAAGACUUUUAUUGACUGGAAAAGUUAUACCAAGAAAAAGACCCGAGAUGUUAUUAGAGCUAAAAAUAAGACGGGCGGCGGGGGUGAAGCAGACUCAAAAAUAUUAACUCCUGUAGAGGAGAAACUAAUGACUGCCCUAUCAUACAUUACAGUUACGGGGGCAGAUACACUAACAGAUUGGAAGUGCAAAACGAAAGCGAAAGCAGUUUCCUUAAGAAAGGCACAGCAAAAGACUGGUGCUGGUUCACCUCAGCAACCUCUUUUAUCCACAUUAGAGAAUAGACUUUUAAGUAUUAUGGGGGUCACUGCUGUCAUUGGUAAUGAGUCUGUAUUCGAAUUAGGUUUUGGAGAGAACCAGGUAGAUGAAACUCCAACCAACCAGCCCAGCACUUCUCGUGCCAAUUCGGAAAGAGAUGGAGGAUCUAAUAAAAGCGUUAAAAGAAAAUUAGACCACCAAAAUAAUACGGGAACUAGUAAUAAAAAACCAUUUCGACGUAGGCCAAUGGCAGUUCCAUUAUCAAAUGAACUAUUGGAUCUUAAUAGACAAUCCGUAGAGCUUUUGCAAAAUGUUAGCAAUAAUACUGAUAAUAUGGCAAUAUCUCUGGAGAGCAUUGCCACAUCAUUGAAAAUAAUGGCCGAGAUUUUAAAAAAUAGUGGGUCAAGCCACGUUAAUCCAUCGUCCAUUAAUACAUUGGACAACAAUACCAAUGACGACAGGUCAGGUAGUGACUUUUCAUCAACAACUUCAGAAGAUGUUACUACUGGAGAGUCCAAUUAUAGUCCAUCAGUAAGUGACGCUAAAUCAACAUCAUCCGAAUCGCAAGUUUCCUUAUCAUCUCGUAUUAGCAAUAUAUUAAACGAAGAUAAAGAAAAUGCUAAAGAAGUUAAUAAGGAUAAAAAACCAAGAAAACGUAAAUGUGAUAAAUCUACCUGGAAGAAAAAUUUGGCGAAAAAGUUGAAAGAUCAAGGAAAAGCAUACGUAUCGUCUACUACUAACAAAUCUAUGAAAGAAAGAACUAUGGGCCCUCCGUGCAAAAAUACAUGUAGGCUUAAAUGCCACUUAAGUAUACCCAAUGAAACAAGAGAACGGAUUUUUCAAGAACAUUGGGGACUUGGAGAUAAUAAUAAACAGCGCGACUUUAUAUCCUCAUGUAUUGUUGCCAUCAAACCCAAAUAUCAGUACCAUGUUCAUGAAAAUAAACGUCGAGAUAAUAAUGCAUUUUAUUUCACGUUCAAUGAGACUAGAAUAAAGGCCUGCAAAACAUUUUUUAAAUCUACGUUAAAUAUCACAGAGUAUUAA
This is a messenger RNA of Diabrotica balteata, 1503 nucleotides long. Lineage: Eukaryota; Metazoa; Arthropoda; Insecta; Coleoptera; Chrysomelidae. The record is from the annotation of a GenBank genome assembly.